AUGUCGGACAUUCCACCCCAAGAUAUCAACAUGCGGCAUCUUACCGGCACGGGCCAAGCGCCCUCUGGUGGGCUAGAUCAGGGCUUUGUGCAACGCACAGGGUCGCAGUCCGGUCACGACACGGCGCAAUCCUCAGGUCCAAUGCAAUGGGAACGGCCAGCGGGCCAGCUGGGCGACAGCAGGAACGUUGCUACGUUCGGCUUUCCGAUCAGCCCCUUCACCCCGCUUCCAUCCGAUCCGUCAACUUCUCAACGGGAUCCGUUCUAUGCCCCUGGUUUUGAUCCUCUGCCGUCUCAGUCGGAUCCUUUCGUCGGAACGCCGUCGCAGCCAUGGGACUACUAUCCAAUGGUGUCCCAAGAGUACGAGAUGCAAUACAGCACGGCUGGCACUCCAUCGCCCCUCGGUCCCUAUUCUGGGUAUGCAGCAAACGGUUUUUUGGAUCCGGUAUAUGCUGCGCAACUCUUCCAGCAAUCUCCUUCCGAGCAACAGCCGCCCACUCAAUCUGGCCCGGAUCACGCGCCCGCUCCGCACGCCGAGGCGGAUUCUCAGGGGCCACCUACCAAGGAUCGGAAAGGAAAGAAGAGGGAGAGGAGCGGUUCAGCCAUCGCUACCGCUGAGAAAGCCGAAUCGAGCAAGCAGAAAAGAAAAACAAACGCCUCGGCAUCUUCUGAAAGGGAGUGCGUCGUGUGCCGGCAGCGGUUUGAAAACGGAAAGCAGUUGUCGGCCCAUCGACGCAAGUGCGCUACCGAAAUAGAACUCCUAUUCAAGGACGAGACGAAGGUCAGAUUCACUCGUGCGCCGGACGCUUCGUACGUCUGCUAUUGCGACUUCAACCCCCACGGCCAUACGUUCCAAAACAACGAGUCAUUCCGAAGGCACGUUCACUUGCCAGGAGGCGCAAGUCGACCUUGGGAUCCGAAGGGGGUUUUUGCGGGUCUUUCCGAGCAGGCCCGAUCCAAAUGCGGCUCUACAGCGCUCGUAUUGAGCGGCCCUUCGGUUCCAGUGAUUCCGACAAGCCGGACGAUCAGCAAUGGCCAAGCGUCUACGCAUUUCCGAUCUCUUGCAAGGGGUCCCGGGCCAUCAGAUGAGUCGGUACCGGAGACCCCUUCGAUGACAAAAGCACAGGGGGUCCAGCAUACGGCUUCAUCGAAGCGUCAGCCUGGUUUAACCGCUAGGAUGAAGAUCAAUCACGAUAAGGGUGCCGUGCAAGACGCAGGAAGGGUUGGGGAACCACAGGAAGAUAAUCCCCGAGCGCAGAGUCUAGGGACGGGAUAUGCUUCACGCCCCUCCAGUCCGGCCGAAAGCGUCAUCCCAGAGCACGACGAGAGCUCGCCUACAUGCAUAGAUUAG
Molecule: messenger RNA, 1350 nt
Organism: Punctularia strigosozonata HHB-11173 SS5
Lineage: Eukaryota; Fungi; Basidiomycota; Agaricomycetes; Corticiales; Punctulariaceae
Exons: 9
Coding region: 1-1350 (449 amino acids)
Source: RefSeq, a predicted model, not a curated record